CCAACAUGAAGCUUCUAUUCCCAGAGGAGCUUAUUGAUGAGAAUCUAGAAGGAUUCAAGGAGAGAGUGACAAGAACUCUAAAGCUUUUUCCUAAGGCAGUAGUGCCAAGGGACAUUCAUGGAGAGAUUGUCUAUCCAGCUGUGAAUCACCCACCAGAUACUCAUUGCAAGGAGAAAAGACUUGGAGGAUCAAGGAUGCCUCUUGAUAGAAGGAGAAAAAGGUGUGAAAACACAAUCCGCGCCAAAACAUUGGCCGCGGACGCGCAAAAGGUGAUUUUGGCCGAGCAAUUCUCAUUCUGGCCGACCGUUACGGUCGAGCCGGGAAGGAAUAGCCGUGCUCGGCCGGAUAUUUCUACUUGCGCGACAGAAAACGUUCGAGCGCACGCGCGAACCGGGAAAGAAACGAUCGCGUCGGCCGAAUUCGUAUCGGAACGGACCGACCGCGCCGGUCGAUCCGGGAAACAUUCGCUCGGCCGAAUUCUCUCGGCCAAAACGAAUUUGGCCGACCAAAUCGCUCGACCGCGACAAAAUCCAUCGGCCAUCGGCCCAAAACUUUUCUAG
Microthlaspi erraticum is the source of this 560-nucleotide messenger RNA. NCBI's taxonomy places the organism in Eukaryota, Viridiplantae, Streptophyta, Magnoliopsida, Brassicales, Brassicaceae. The record is from the annotation of a GenBank genome assembly.